GCAGUUCUGUAGCGUGUUGGUCGAUCGGUCGUGUUGAAAUGUCUGGACGCGGAAAGCAAGGGGGCAAAGCCAGGGCGAAGGCCAAGACCCGCUCCUCCCGGGCUGGCCUGCAGUUCCCGGUGGGUCGCGUCCACCGCCUGCUGCGGAAGGGCAACUACGCCGAGCGGGUGGGCGCCGGGGCCCCCGUCUACCUGGCCGCCGUCCUCGAGUACCUGACGGCCGAGAUCCUCGAGCUGGCCGGCAACGCCGCCCGGGACAACAAGAAGACCCGCAUCAUCCCCCGGCACCUCCAGCUCGCCUGGAAGGCAGAGUUUGUUUUAAUCUCGCCCUCGCUUUCCCCUCUCAAGUGGCAUUUUAUGAUCCCGUUCUGCUUGCGCUGA
Molecule: messenger RNA, 380 nt
Organism: Pogona vitticeps (central bearded dragon)
Lineage: Eukaryota; Metazoa; Chordata; Lepidosauria; Squamata; Agamidae
Source: RefSeq, a predicted model, not a curated record